CUUUUUCUUAAGAAUUGUUUACAUAUUUUUCUUACAUCAAAAACAUCGCCUACCAUUAAUGAGUCUUAUCACUCUCAAGUGUUAACUGGUUAUAUAUACCUGUGGCUAUAGUGACUUAGUGUCACACACAACAAUGGAUAUGAAGAGGUGGAGUCUUCAAGGUAUGACUGCUCUUGUGACCGGUGGAGCCAAGGGAAUUGGAAAGUCUGGAACAAGAAUCUUGAGCUUGAGACUUAGUUUCAGGUAUGCAAUAGUGGAGGAACUUGCAGGUUUUGGUGCAAGAGUGCAUACUUGUGAUAUAGACAAAACUUCGCUUGACGAAUGCCUGAGUGAAUGGCAAACAAAAGGUUUUCAAGUCAGUGGUUCAGUUUGUGAUGUUUCCUCUCGACCUCAGAGAGAGCAAUUGAUGCAGACUGUUUCUUCUCUGUUUGAUUCCAAACUCAACAUCCUUAUAAACAAUGUCGGCAAGUUCAUAUUAAAGUCAGCUUUAGAAAGUACAGCUGAAGAUUUCUCAAGUUUGAUGGCUAUCAAUUUGGAAUCUGCUUAUCAUAUCUCACAAUUGGCACAUCCUUUACUCAAAGCCUCGGGAUAUGGGAAUAUAGUAUUCAUUUCCUCGGUAUCAGGGAUUGUCUCUGGUACCGCCUCUAUAUAUGGUGUAACAAAAGGAGCCAUGAAUCAACUGGCAAGAAACUUGGCAUGUGAAUGGGCAAGUGAUGGUAUAAGGGCUAACUCUGUAGCUCCUUAUGUCACUGUGACUUCUCUUGUCAAAAAAUAUCUUGAUGACAAGAAGUUUUCGGAGGCUAUGUUCUCAAGAACCCCAUUAGGCCGUGCGUGUGAGCCGCGUGAGGUUGCGUCGUUGGUUACAUUUCUUUGUCUCCCUGCAGCUUCUUAUAUAACCGGACAAACCAUCUGUAUUGAUGGAGGUUUUACUGUUAAUGGCUUCUCCUACAAGCCAGAGGUUUAAACCUAUAAACACUUGCAGAACAACAGUUAUCUGAUGUAUGAACAAUAAGUUAUCUUUUGUUUUCCUCGUUGAAACUCAUUUACUACAUUAUGUCCAAGUUACAGUGUUUGUGUGAGUAAAAAUUGAGUUCCAUGAUUACUUCUAGGCAUGUAUCAAUGUGAACCUAUGAGCUUACUCUGUAUCUGUGCAUCUCUCUCUACAUGAUUUUGCUAUCAGAUAUUCUUUUCCAAAUGUACACUCAACCACAAGUAUGAUGUUUG
Messenger RNA from Thlaspi arvense, 1224 nucleotides. NCBI's taxonomy places the organism in Eukaryota, Viridiplantae, Streptophyta, Magnoliopsida, Brassicales, Brassicaceae. The record is from the annotation of a GenBank genome assembly.